Molecule: messenger RNA, 1476 nt
Organism: Pyrus x bretschneideri (Chinese white pear)
Lineage: Eukaryota; Viridiplantae; Streptophyta; Magnoliopsida; Rosales; Rosaceae
Product: F-box protein 7-like
Exons: 11
Coding region: 141-1124 (327 amino acids)
Biological process (GO): SCF-dependent proteasomal ubiquitin-dependent protein catabolic process
Cellular component (GO): SCF ubiquitin ligase complex
Molecular function (GO): protein binding
Source: RefSeq, a predicted model, not a curated record
AAAACGGUCGUCGUAUAUCGCCGAUGUCUCUCGCUCCAUCUUCCUCGUCUGUCCUUCAUCUUCUUCCCCCAAUUUCCCUAUAAAAUCGACUGCUAAAAGCUUCAAUUUUUUCCUCCGACGAUUGUCCAACCAGCAUUCGCAUGGCUUCAGAUUUUGCCCUGAAGGUUCCAGCUGAACUCGAAUCGGCUUUGCGGUUGAACGCGGUUCAGUACUACAUAACCAAGAGGCCGUGGCUUGAUCUUUAUGGAAUCAAUGUGAGACCUGUUGCACCGAUUGGAAGUACGAGUAGAAAAGUACAAGUUGAUUCAUCGCUUUUACACCGUUGCUUGCCGGAUGAGCUGCUGUUUGAGGUUUUUGCACGAAUGACCCCAUAUGACUUGGGAAGGGCAACUUGUGUUUGUCGAAAAUGGAGAUACACUAUCCGUAACCCUGUGUUUUGGCGCAGUGCCUGCUUAAAGGCUUGGCAGCUUUCUGGGGUGGUUGAAAACUUUAAGAUUUUACAAGCAAACUACGACACUUCAUGGAGAAAAAUGUGGCUUCUAAGACCAAGGGUUCGCACUGAUGGUCUGUAUGUGAGCAGGAAUACCUAUAUCCGUGCUGGAAUUGCAGAAUGGAAGAUCAAUAACCCAGUUCACUUGGUGUGCUAUUACCGUUACAUGCGAUUGUUUCCUUCUGGCCGAUUUCUCUACAAGAAUUCAUCUCAAAAACUCAAGGAUGUAGCGAAGUUCAUGAACUUCCGUGGAGCCAGGGCAGACUGUGUUUUCAGUGGCCAUUACACUUUGUCAGAUGAUAAGGUUGAAGCUGCUGUUCUGUAUCCAGGAAUGCGUCCUACUGUGUUGAGAAUCCGACUAAGGUUAAGAGGAACAACAACAGGAGCAAACAAUAGGAUGGAUUUACUGUCACUUGUUACAAGUGGUGUAAACAAUAAUGAGGUUGGCGGCCCUGAUGAGGAUAUCCUCGGGGUGGUUGAAGGUUGGCAGGACGAUGAGACUCACAACCCAGAUGUGCCGGCUGUCUCGCACAAGAGGGGUCUAACACCUUUUGUCUUUGUUCCUUUUGAGGAGGUAGAGACAUCAUUUCUGAAUCUGCCGGUGGAGAAGAUGGAUUAUUUUGUACCAGGCUGAUGCCUUAACAAAAGAGUAUCUGCUAUGUACAUACAUUGUAUAGUCAUAAGCUUAUAAGGACACUUCCAAUUUCUUUUACAAUGUUGAAUUGAAGCGCGACGGCAUCAAACAUGUUCCCAGUGUGUGCUCUUGCUUUUUUGCUUCUGGUACUGUCUUGUUGGAAUUUUAUGUACCGAAACAUAAAAGUUAUGCCGAAUAUGAGUUGUAUUCUUGUUUUCGCUUCUGGCGUUAACUGCAGUCUGUAUUACCGAAAUUUGAUGUACCAAAACAUAUAGUUAUGUCGAAUUGGGUUUGUUGAAAUCUGUUGAUAUAAAUGGAAACGAUGAAUAAGUGAAGUACUCUUCCAGUGUAA